This is a messenger RNA of Paecilomyces variotii, 1336 nucleotides long. RefSeq names its product putative dihydrofolate reductase. Gene Ontology annotation, cellular component: mitochondrion. Gene Ontology annotation, biological process: glycine biosynthetic process; folic acid metabolic process; tetrahydrofolate biosynthetic process. The record is from RefSeq and is a predicted model, not a curated record. The transcript has a single exon. Gene Ontology annotation, molecular function: dihydrofolate reductase activity; NADP binding. The coding region runs from base 315 to 1154 and encodes 279 amino acids. Lineage: Eukaryota; Fungi; Ascomycota; Eurotiomycetes; Eurotiales; Thermoascaceae.
UGAAGGCACAAAAACGCAAAAUAAAUAUGAACCUGAAUCCUAGAAAGACACCUGUGAUAAUAAUUCCCACCUCUCCCAGUCCAAUACAAAGAAAUGAUCUGAAUGUGUGCUUCACACGCAUUUCAACCUUACGCAUCUAGUCCGCCCGUUUUAUCCUCCCCCGCCAAACCACCAAACGCGAGUGACGCGCUCCCUUGUCUUCUCGUCCGUUUACCACACAACUCUCUCCUUCCCCGAGAACGACAUCUAAAGAGGCCAUUGACGCCUCUCCAUAUCCAUAUCCCAAGAGAGCCUCGAGUCCUCUCUAAUCCACAAUGUCCAACUCCAUCAACCCUCCCACCAUACCAUCCCCGCGAGAAUCCAGUACAAUGCGCGCCGCCCCAACACAAACUCUCAUCCUCGUUGUCGCAACAACACCCGUGCGCACAACAUGCCCCUCGACAGGAAAGACAAUCACGCGUCUCGGAAUCGGUCUCAACGGCACCCUUCCCUGGCCGCGGAUUAAAUCCGACAUGAGUUUCUUCGCGCGCGUCACGGCGCGUCCGCCACGAGAGGGAACGACCAAUGCCAUCGUGAUGGGUCGGAAGACGUAUCUUUCUUUACCGGGUCAUUUGCGACCGCUAGCGAAGAGGAUAAAUGUUGUUGUGUCGCGAAAUGCGACGGGACCGGUGCAGAGUAUGGUGUUGGCGGAUCUGGAGACGCAGCGGGCGAAAAAGGCUGCUGCGGUAGCGUCAGCGCAGAAGGAUGGAGAGGAGAAGAGAAAAUGGGAGCCGGUCACGGAUGCGAUCGUUUGCUCUGGUCUGGACACUGCGUUGGAGACACUACAUAGAGAUUUCGAGCAGCAGGAAAAAUUGGGAAAGGUGUUCGUUAUUGGUGGUGGAGAGAUCUAUGCUUCUUCAUUGCAAUUGAGCCGUGAAGGUCUACAAGUAAGAGUGGUCAUGACGAAGGUGAAGAGGAGGAACACGCCAGAAGGCAAAGAACAGGCGUUUGAAUGCGAUACAUUCUUCCCUGUCGACGAUAUGACGCCGGCGAAGGGCUGGAGAGAAGCCACUACUGACGAGGUCGCAGACUGGGUUGGCGAGACGGUCUCCCCGGACUGGAAGGAGGACGGAGAUGUUGCUAUCCAGAUUGUCGGCUAUGAGAAGACGUCAUAGGAUAGUCCGGGGGAAACGAGAAGGGAUAUAGAGUCUUCCCUGCAGGUUGUGCAGGAGGGUAGCUAUUUGACCCGAAAGCGCAGAUAUAGGCGCUCUUCGUCGAAUACCAGCAUUACAUAAAGCGUGAAACAGAAGGAACAGAAGGCACCAAUUCAGAGUUGGUCCUAUCCGCACUCGAGUCG